This is a messenger RNA of Ciona intestinalis (vase tunicate), 1772 nucleotides long. Its product is annotated as ubiquinol-cytochrome-c reductase complex assembly factor 1. Gene Ontology annotation, biological process: mitochondrial respiratory chain complex III assembly. Gene Ontology annotation, cellular component: mitochondrion. NCBI's taxonomy places the organism in Eukaryota, Metazoa, Chordata, Ascidiacea, Phlebobranchia, Cionidae. The record is from RefSeq and is a predicted model, not a curated record.
GCAAUCCAUUCUAGUGACAUAAUGCAAUGUGACUGCAAAGUAAGACAACUUAUGUUGUAGGUCGCGUGGAAUAUUAUGGCUUGCAUUUGUACGGUAAGAAACAUAGCGAAUGUGAUUUUAUCACAAAAUCAUGCAGUAUUUAAGUGUCGCUAUUUCUGCGCACAGUUUACAAACAACAGACUUGUAAAUAUAAAGAAAAUGAACAACGAGCGAAUUUUAGCUGCGCUGAAUUGCCGAGCAAAAUCAAACACUCCACCGAAUGCAACAAAACGAUCUUAUAUUUCACGAAAGUCAUAUUUAGAACCUAUGAAACAAUUCGCUUACAAAUUUGGGUUGGUGCUUCCGGAAAGAUAUGAAAACGAGCAAUUACAAUCUGCAGCAUUUGAAUUGCUUAACGGGGUUUACAUGAAAGUACCACACGCGAAGAUACGGGAGUUCUCUGGGUUGGAGAAUAGUUUUAAUAUGUGGAUGCAUGUUGUUUAUCUACAUCUGUGGUGUUUGUUUGUUCGUUUGCGACAGGAAGGUCGAGAUGGGGAGAUUUUAAUGUCGGCCAUGACCCGAAUGUUGUGGUUUGAUGUCACUGAGAGGUUAAAAAAGAUUGAGGAAGAAAGCAACCAAAGUUUAACAAUUCAGAAACGAAUGAAGGAAUAUUACAAUCUCCUCUAUGCCUCGUUCUCUUUGUUUGAUGAAGGAAUCCUUGGCAGUGAUGCGCAACUUGCAUCUUCCCUGUGGAACCUUGUGUAUUCUAACAACCCUAAUGAUAUUGAAGCCUGGCAUUUGGAAUCACUUCUUCAUUACGUGCGUUUCACAAUAUCCUGCAUUGAUGAGAUUUCAUUCAACACGAUCGUCACCAAACCAAGUGAACUGAGCUGGUUAUUACCAAUGGAUUUACGUUAAUUUAAUUUAUCAUUUUUUUGUUUAUUUUAUGUUUACACUGGUAGCAAAAUUUGUUGUCAUUUGUUGCGUUUUGUUUAAUAUGGUCGAGGUUGUACAACGAAGCCCUCCAAAGGUGCCGGAUAUUGGCUUAGGUUUCCAUAAGAAAUUGUAUUUUAAUUAUGUUCAAGUUAACACUACAAUCCAUUUAAGUUAAAAAACUAGAAAAUACUGCGAAUGAAACUGUAGAAACCUUGCAUUUAAGUUCAAUAUUACAUUUACAGAUCAUAUUUAUAAUGGGGCUGUCCCAAUUUCUCAUUGCUUUCAUACCAACCAUGGCUAUAGGACUUGGUUCAUAUUACUAUCUCACAUCAAACCAAUACCAACAUAAGCUUGAACGAAGGGUAAUGAAGGGGUCUCGCCUAACUCAGAGCGAAAUUGAUGAAAGACAGAAAGAAGUUGAGGAAUUAAUGUCUGUGUUGAAACGAGCUUCGAAAAGCUAACAUUGUAUGGGUGCAGGUCAAGAGGUUCUUUAAAAAAGACACAAAUGAAAAUGUUUUGUGAUUUCACCUGGCAAUUAUAACUUAAUGAAGUUUGUUUGUAAACCCAUUUGACAUUAUUGAAAGUUUGGAACAGUGUGCAAAGGAUUCAUGUCACAAUGGGGGUGUGUUGACUGUUGACAUACAACUGGUGAAAUAUGUGACCAAAGUAAACCCUGGCUGUAUUAUAAACAGUUUCCUUCCUUUUCAAACCUGUGUUUACAAACAUAUGGUUGCCAUGUGUUGAGUAUUGUGUAGAUAUGUACUGUGUCUGUAAUAUUGUGUGUUAUUUUUGUUUAUUUUAAAUAUCUUCUCAGUUAUACACUGUAAUAACAAGGCCUUUUUUCAUCUUUGCCAAAG